Galeopterus variegatus (Sunda flying lemur) is the source of this 3487-nucleotide messenger RNA. RefSeq names its product V-set and immunoglobulin domain containing 10 like (gene VSIG10L). NCBI's taxonomy places the organism in Eukaryota, Metazoa, Chordata, Mammalia, Dermoptera, Cynocephalidae. The record is from RefSeq and is a predicted model, not a curated record. The transcript is spliced from 11 exons. Bases 43 to 2625 code for a protein of 860 amino acids.
UCUGGGUCUCGCUCCAGUGUCCUCUCAGGUGCGGCCAGCACCAUGGACACCUCGCAGGCUCUGCCUCUCUUCCUAUUCCUGGCCUCCAGAAUAGGGGUCCUGGCCCUCAGAGCCUCUCCUGAACUUCAGCAAACCAACUUCUCCUCUGCCUCGUCCUCAGACUCAGAAAGCUCCUCCCAGGGCCUGGCUUUGAAAGUUUCCUCCAUCAAACCCCCCAGCUGGAAAUUCCCAGAUCAGUCUUCAGGUUCUAAAGCCUCUGCUGAAAUCCCUGAUUCCAACUGGUUUCCUGAGGCCCUGAAUUCAAACGAUGUGUCUGGGUCCUUCUGGCCAAAUGUUACUGUGGAGGGCCAAAAUUUGAGCCCAGAUCCCACCUUCUCUGAAAUCCCUGGUUCCAAAGUAUUUCCUGAUAUCUCGCAUUCUCAAGUUUCUGCCAAAGACCCCGAGCCUUCCUUCUCUGUUAAGACCCCAGCUUCAACCAUUUUUGCUCAAGUCCCGGAUACCCAAGUAUCUGUUGAGACCCCAGGUUCAAAAUUCUCCCCUGAGGAUCUAGAUCUUGAAAACUCCACGCAGAGCCCAGAAUCCAAAGUUCCUGCUGAGACUCACCCCGAGGCAAAAUUCCCCCAGCAGGUGGGGGGGCCUUUUGCUGUGCUGGUGGGGACCACUAUCCGACUUCCCCUGGUUCCAGUCCCCAGCCCUGGUCCCCCUGCGCCCCUAGUGGUCUGGCGCCGGGGCUCCAAGGUGCUGGCAGCUGGGGGUCUGGGGCCGGGGGCUCCUCUGCUUAGCCUGGACCCUUCUCGCCAAGAACGCCUGCAAUUUGACCAGGCCCAAGGAGGUCUGGAACUCGCCUCUGCCCAACUGGACGAUGCGGGGAUCUACACAGUUGAGGUCAUCCGGGGCGGGGUCUCGCGGCAGAUUCGGGAAUUCACAGUGGGCGUGUAUGAGCCCCUACCCCAGCUGUCGAUGCAGCCCGAGGCCCCAGAGACAGAGGAGGGAGCAGCCGAGCUCAGGCUACGCUGCGUGGGGUGGGAGCCGGCUCGAGGGGAACUGAGCUGGAGCCGGGAUGGACGCGCCCUGGAGGCCGCGGACCCCGAGGGAGCGCAGCCGCCCAGGAUCCGCGCAAAGGGCGACCAGCUGGUCAUCGGGCGCCCAGUGCGCAGCGACCACGGCCGGUACACUUGCCACGUCCGCAGCCCCUUUGGCUCCACCGAGGCUGCAGCCGACGUCAGCGUCUUUUACGGCCCAGACCCCCCUGUCAUCACGGUCUCCUCGACUCGAGACGCUGCCCCAGCCGUCUAUGUCACCGCGGGCAGCAACGUGACCUUGCGUUGCGCCGCCGCCUCACGGCCGCCCGCCGACAUCGCGGGCCACGCCGGCGCCUACGCCUGCCUCGCCCCAAACCCGCGCACGGGCAGCCGCCGCCGCUCGCUGCUCAACCUCACGGUGGCGGAUCUGCCCCCCGGAUCUCCACAGUGCUCAGUCGAAGGGGGUCCCGGAGACCGCAGCCUGCGCUUCCGCUGUUCGUGGCCAGGAGGGAUCCCUGAAGCCUCCCUGCAGUUCCAGGGUCUCCCCGAAGGCGUCCGAGCAGGGCCGGGGCCCUCCCCACUAGUGGCGGCCGUCCCCGCUCAUCCCCAGCUCAGCGGCGUCCCUGUCACCUGCCUUGCUCGACACCUGAUGGCCACGCGCACUUGCACUGUCACCCCGGAAGCCCCCCGAGAGGUGUUGCUACAUCCGCUGGUGGAGGAGACACGAUCAGGGGAGGCAGAGGUGGCACUGGAGGCAUCUGGUUGUCUCCCACCCUCACGAGCAUCCUGGGCCCGGGAAGGGCGGCCUCUAGCUGCAGGAAGUGGGAGUCGCCUGCGGCUCAGCCAAGAUGGGCGGAAGCUCCUCAUUGGCAACUUCAGCCUGGACUGGGACCUGGGAAAUUACUCCGUGUUGUGCAGUGGGGCGCUGGGUGCUGGGGGCGACCAGAUCACCCUCACUGGACCCUCUGUCUCCUCAUGGAGGCUGCAGAGAGCCCGGGAUGCAGCAGUGCUGACUUGGGAUGUGGACCGUGGGGCCCUGAUCAGCGGUUUUGAGAUCCAAGCACGGCCAGAGGGGCCUGACCUGGGCAGAACCUCCACCUACAAGGACUGGGUCUCCCUGCUUAUCCUGGGGCCUCGGGAGCGGUCAGCUGUGGUGCCCCUUCCUUCUGGGAACCCUAGGACCUGGGCCUUGCGUAUCCUGCCCACCCUGGGGGGCCGGCCAGGGACUCCGUCACAAAGCCGAGUCUACCAGGCCGGCCCCACCCUGAGCCCCUGGGCCAUCGCUGGCAUCGUCCUGGGCUCCCUACUGGGCCUGGCACUACUGGCAGUGCUUCUCCUCCUGUGCAUCUGCUGCCUGUGCCAUUUUCCGGGAAAGAGUCCUAAGAAAAAGAAGCAUCCCCCGACUUUGGCCCCUGUGAUCACCCCACCAGAAAAGAAGAUGCAGAGUGUGACCCCAGUGCAGACCCCAUGGCCUCUGCCCUUCAAAGUCCCACUGGAGGACCCUAGGCCAACCAAGGCCCACCAAGGGAGCGCCGCGGGCCCCAGUCCAGUCGUCUCUCCAAGUGGGGGCCCAAAGACUGUUCGGGCAGCUACACAGGUGUGAUCAGAGCCAGUGGCCUGCUCUGUACAGGAACUUUCUGUUUCAAUAUUGCUAUGACUGAGGGAUGAACCCCAAAAGUGGGUGGGACUUCCUGACUCCCUCUCACCUCAGAAAAAAAUUCUGCCUAUAUUUGUGUAACUAAGGAGAUGUGACUCCUGGGCUGGGAAGGAUUUCUGCUGAUCUAACUGUGUGGUUUGCACAAUCUCCAAGGCUCUGUGGUGGACCAUCAGGACUCGAUGUAUUGUUCCCAGCUAGAGAGGGAGCCUGGCCACGUUCUCUGAAGAGGUCCCCCUACACUCACUUUGCCUCCUCCAGGACACACCCCAUCCAAACCCCAGAGUCUUUAUCUUAAAACAGAUCAGAUCAUGUCCCUCUUUUCUUUAAACCCUUUUAUGGUCACAAAUUGACCUUCAGAUAUUAUCCAAACUCAUCAUGACCUUCAAAGCCUUGUUUGGUCUCCAUCAGCCUCCUGGACCUCACCUCCCAAGACUGCACCUGCCCCAUCCCACCCCCCAGCAGUACAGGCUUUCUCUCAGCCUGUACUUUGUUUUGCCUCCAGGCCUUUGACCCUAGACUUUGCUCUGCCUGGAACACUUCUGUUUCCUCUGUGUCAUUCAUUUCUGAAGUCUAAGGGUAACCAUUACCAUCUAAGAAGACCUUCCCUGUACCCCUUCCUUGGUCAUGGAUUGAGUCCCAGAGUUCCUGAAUUACCCCCUCCUCGUACAUAAAUACAUAAUUACUUGUAUAGCCUCCGACUCCCUCUUCAAACUGAGAGCUUCGCAAAGGCAGAGACCAUUUCAUUAUCUCAACAUUUAACACACAGCCUGGCACACAGCAGACAAUAAAUAUUUGUUGACCGAUCAGA